Danio aesculapii is the source of this 705-nucleotide messenger RNA. RefSeq names its product adaptor related protein complex 4 subunit sigma 1 (gene ap4s1). The coding region runs from base 212 to 646 and encodes 144 amino acids. Gene Ontology annotation, cellular component: intracellular membrane-bounded organelle. The record is from RefSeq and is a predicted model, not a curated record. The transcript is spliced from 6 exons. Lineage: Eukaryota; Metazoa; Chordata; Actinopteri; Cypriniformes; Danionidae. Gene Ontology annotation, biological process: vesicle-mediated transport; protein transport.
CAAUAAAAAAGCGACCCAUACGGACGCCAUAUUGACCAAAACAAAAUGGCAGAACAAGAGAAUAGUUGACCAAGUCUGCUGGCUUUCAUUGACAGACGCGUCCGGCGACACAAUAAAUCCGCAACAAACAACUAUUGCAUCUGCUUCUGUGAUCGUGGUGGUGGCUCACACACACACACACACACACACACACACACACCACUGAGUCACUAUGAUCAAGUUCCUGCUGAUGGUGAACAAACAGGGGCAGACUCGCCUGUCCAAGUAUUAUGAAGCAGUGGAUCUUGGGAAGAGAGCAGCUCUGGAGGCUGACGUGGUGCGUGGAUGUCUGGCCCGGAGGAAGGAAGAGUGUUCAUUUGUAGAGUAUAAGGAUUAUAAACUGGUCUAUCGCCAAUAUGCAGCUCUCUUCAUUGUUGUUGGCAUCACUGAAAAUGAGAAUGAACUCUCAAUCUAUGAGCUUGUACACAACUUUGUGGAGGUGCUAGACAAAUAUUUCAGCCGUGUGAGUGAGCUGGACAUCAUGUUUAAUUUAGACAAAGUACACAUUAUUCUUGAUGAAAUGAUCCUAAACGGACACAUCGUGGAGACCAAUAAGAACCGAGUACUGGCACCACUACUGGCCCUGGACAAGAUGACUGAAAGCUGAGCUGAUGUUAAAUUAUUGUUUUGCUACAAAUACAAAUAAAUGUGUUUUUCUGUGUGUCA